AUGAAGAAAGGAGAGGGAGGUGGAUAUGUCAAAAAGUUGGAAAUUCACUCAAUAGGAAGGAACAGAAAUGAGAAGGGACCAACAACCUCGGAACAUAGGGUGUGUCAUUCCUAUCACCAUCAUCGGAACAAGCAAAACUGUCGUAGUAGUAAUGGUGGUAGUGGUUGUGGUAGCGGUGACGGUCUACCCUAUCCCCCCACAAGCUCCGCAUCACCAACACCAUCACCAUCACCACAACAACCCCUUCUCUUCGCUAACAUCUACUCAGCACUUCACAACACUCCCACAAUUGGUGGUACAUAUGAUGAGGAAAGAUGA
Molecule: messenger RNA, 318 nt
Organism: Loa loa (African eye worm)
Lineage: Eukaryota; Metazoa; Nematoda; Chromadorea; Rhabditida; Onchocercidae
Exons: 2
Coding region: 1-318 (105 amino acids)
Source: RefSeq, a predicted model, not a curated record